Penicillium egyptiacum is the source of this 219-nucleotide messenger RNA. The record is from the annotation of a GenBank genome assembly. Lineage: Eukaryota; Fungi; Ascomycota; Eurotiomycetes; Eurotiales; Aspergillaceae.
GGAGGAGGCCGAGCAGCUAGGUUUGCAGGUGAUGAAGUCUCGCAAGGCAAAGCUCGGCGAGCAUCACCCCGACACGCUGUCGAGUAUGGCUAGCUUGGCAUCGACGUACCAGAGACAGGGUCAGUGGGAGGAGGCCGAGCAGCUAGGUUUGCAGGUGAUGAAGUCUCGCAAGGCAAAGCUCGGCGAGCAUCACCCCGACACGCUGUCGAGUAUGGCUAG